This is a messenger RNA of Gastrolobium bilobum, 1067 nucleotides long. Its product is annotated as meiotic recombination protein DMC1 homolog. The record is from RefSeq and is a predicted model, not a curated record. Gene Ontology annotation, biological process: mitotic recombination; DNA repair; DNA recombinase assembly. Gene Ontology annotation, cellular component: nucleus; condensed nuclear chromosome. The transcript is spliced from 15 exons. Gene Ontology annotation, molecular function: double-stranded DNA binding; ATP hydrolysis activity; ATP binding. NCBI's taxonomy places the organism in Eukaryota, Viridiplantae, Streptophyta, Magnoliopsida, Fabales, Fabaceae. The coding region runs from base 30 to 1067 and encodes 345 amino acids.
CGCAUUCAAAAUUUCCCUCCACAGCCACGAUGCUUGCCACGCUCAAAUCCGAAGAGUCGAGCGGCCAGUUGCAGCUCGUCGAACGAGAAGACAUCGACGAGGAAGAUGACCUCUUCGAAGCUAUCGACAAACUGAUUUCCCAAGGCAUCAAUGCCGGAGAUGUGAAGAAGCUUCAGGAUGCAGGGAUAUAUACCUGCAAUGGCUUGAUGAUGCACACGAAGAAGAACUUAACUGGAAUCAAAGGUUUAUCCGAGGCCAAGGUCGAUAAGAUCUGUGAAGCUGCUGAGAAGCUUGUGAAUUUUGGUUAUAUUACCGGAAGUGAUGCGCUCCUCAAAAGGAAGUCUGUGAUCCGAAUUACAACUGGAAGCCAAGCGCUAGAUGAACUGCUAGGAGGUGGAAUCGAGACCCUGGCAAUUACAGAAGCGUUUGGAGAAUUUCGAUCUGGGAAAACGCAGCUUGCUCAUACUCUCUGUGUUUCCACUCAGCUGCCAACUAAUAUGCGGGGAGGCAAUGGAAAAGUUGCUUACAUUGACACAGAAGGAACUUUCCGACCUGACCGAAUUGUUCCAAUAGCAGAGAGGUUUGGCAUGGAUCCUGGGGCUGUACUCGACAAUAUUAUCUAUGCUCGUGCCUACACUUAUGAGCAUCAGUACAACCUUCUCCUUGGUUUGGCUGCAAAAAUGUCCGAAGAACCAUUCAGACUUCUGAUAGUGGAUUCGGUGAUUGCUCUGUUUCGGGUGGAUUUUUCAGGAAGAGGAGAGCUUGCAGAGCGCCAGCAAAGACUGGCACAGAUGCUUUCUCGAUUAAUCAAGAUAGCUGAGGAAUUUAAUGUUGCAGUUUAUAUGACAAAUCAAGUCAUAGCUGAUCCAGGAGGUGGGAUGUUCGUAACUGAUCCAAAGAAACCAGCAGGAGGGCAUGUGCUAGCCCAUGCAGCCACAAUAAGGCUAAUGUUCAGGAAAGGUAAAGGUGAACAGCGCGUUUGCAAAGUGUUUGACGCCCCAAAUCUGCCAGAGGCUGAAGCAGUGUUCCAGAUAACAACAGGCGGCAUUGCAGACGCGAAGGACUGA